AUGCCCAAUCUGUCUCGAAACAGCCUCGAUCAUUUCGUCUCGCGCACCAAGGCCAAGAUUGUCAGUGCCAAGGGCAAGAUCAUCAACAGCCGCGACCAGCACCUCAAGAAGACGUCAGAGUUGCUCUCGCAAUUUGGCUUCCCCCCCGUCGGAGCAAAAUUGACCAAGAUACACCCUUCUCUCAUCGUGUAUCGAAAUGCCGGCUUCCAAGACCACGAAGAGGCCGAGGGGCGCCAGAUGCAUCUUCCCCUUGAGACCGCAAUCCAUAUCCAGGUCGGUGAGAAUUUCUCAGUUGUCAAGGAGAUGCAAUUCCGUUCGUCCUCUCAUCUUGUGGCGAGCCUGGAACAUGCCAAGGCCGCCAACAACCACAUCAAGCACUUCGCCGAAGAGGUUCUCACCCGCGAUGACCCCCGAGCUCUUCAACGAAGAGCUGAGAACGGAGCUGUCAAAAUUCAUCAACUCCUCCUUGUAGCAAGGACCAAGUGCUACGGCAACUAUGAGCAGCGUUGUUGCCAAUACUCCUUCCACAGCGCGCAACUCAUCGACACCACAAUAAGGAGCUUGAUUGUCAAUAUUGACCGCUCCAUGGCCGAAUUCUACACCGGCAUCGACAACUACUUCGAAUGGGAGCCCACAGCAUGCACGGAGUCGGAAGACUACAAGCCGACCCUGUAUGAUCCUGCAACGACCGAGGUUGCGCCAGUGAUCUGUGUCCCCAACAAUGACGAGGAUUGCGGUUACGAGAUCCUCAUCGACGUUCGAGAUUGGCGCCAGAACCAUUACCGCAUCAUUGAAAGCGAACUGACAACACCACUCACAGCCUACGCUGCACCAGACCUGGAACUUGUCAUCAGAGACGCUAUCCAGGAUGCUCUCGAGGAACAGGACUUCCGCUAG
Emericellopsis cladophorae is the source of this 897-nucleotide messenger RNA. RefSeq lists its product as uncharacterized. The coding region runs from base 1 to 897 and encodes 298 amino acids. NCBI's taxonomy places the organism in Eukaryota, Fungi, Ascomycota, Sordariomycetes, Hypocreales, Bionectriaceae. The record is from RefSeq and is a predicted model, not a curated record. The transcript has a single exon.